AUGAUUAUAAUCUCAUCCAGUUCGUACGAAUUACCCGAAUUGGGUAUUCGAGAAACCCUGAUGAAACCGAUAUCACCAAUAUUCGUGUUCUCAAUUAAUGUGGGCGCGCUAGAUGCAGUCACAUCAUCCACUGACUCUUAUGCAUCUUCGGCUACAACAAUUAGAUUCUCAGCAAUCGACUACGAUGCCCUUCAGAAGCUUACGGAACCCCUCUCAGUGGCAGCCGAUGACUUUGUUAGACGCAGCGAUGAUGUCAGUACAUAUUCAGCGUCUAGUGGUGGAGGCAGUCUUGCGGUUAUCAUAAUCAUACUUGUGAUCGCUUUCAUCAUCAUUGUUCUAGUGCUCUGCUAUGCGAUAUACCGAUACCGUAAAGAAAAUAAAACCUUGAAGGAGCAUAUUGCAUUGAUUGAGACNAAGGACUAUUCCGGUAGAAACGACGACUAUGUCAGCGAGCCAGCGGUAUGGGGAGAAAUGAAUGGUACAAAUAAACGAGCGAUCGGGGACCGGAGUGAAAUGCGUAAGAACGGUAGUAAUGUUGUACUGAAACAUUACGAUCCAAGGAUUCGUGAGGUGGUUCCAAUCGAUUGGACUCCGAAAGUGAGUGGAUCGCAGUUGGAGCGCAUUCCAAACGGAACAAUGCCGAAUAAUAACCUCACAGUUCAAGGUCAUUUGUGUAUUAUCAUCAUCAUCAUGAUAACUUAUGAACCAAGAUUAUGCGUUCUUUCCAGUAGAACGAAAUUCUCAUAA
This is a messenger RNA of Anisakis simplex (herring worm), 747 nucleotides long. The record is from the annotation of a GenBank genome assembly. Lineage: Eukaryota; Metazoa; Nematoda; Chromadorea; Rhabditida; Anisakidae.